Molecule: messenger RNA, 768 nt
Organism: Lodderomyces jiufengensis
Lineage: Eukaryota; Fungi; Ascomycota; Pichiomycetes; Serinales; Debaryomycetaceae
Exons: 1
Coding region: 1-768 (255 amino acids)
Source: RefSeq, a predicted model, not a curated record
AUGUCAUACUUAUCAACCAAAAAAAACUUCAUCCUUGAUGUCUUAGAUUUAGAAAUACCCAAAUUUUUACAAAUUAAUUUCCAUUUAUCCAAAACUCAGAUAUGUAUAGUAACAGAAAUUAUAAUCACAAAUAUUAAUGAAGACGCGUAUACAAUAAUUGAACAAGUUGAAUUAGAAACUGGUCUUUUCUUAGGGAAAGAUAUCAUAUUUGAAAUUUUUAAAAGAUAUAAAGAGUUAGAGGUAUCAUUUAAUUAUUUAAAAUCACCAUUUGAUAAAGUUUGUCAAUUUGGAGAAAUAAAAAAUUGUCCAGAUAUAACAUGUACUUUAUGGCAUCCAACAAAUUCAAAACUUACUACUAUUCCAGAACAAAGGACUUCAACAUUAUCUUAUGCUGAUGAUACAAGUUUACCUACAAAAUUUCCUGAAUUUUUAAGACAAUGUUUAAUGAAUACGUGUAAUGAUUCAAAUUGUAUCAAAAGACAUCCAAGUUCAAGUUUUUUAUGCAGAAAUGGAGCAACUUGUCCUAAGUUGAAUUGUAUUUAUUAUCAUGAUUUUUUCCAAAUUUGUAAAUUUGGUGAAUAUUGCAAGUAUGAUGAUUGUCCUUUUAGUCAUGAUAAUCAACAUCAAUCACCAAAAUGUUUUAAUUAUGUUAUUCAGAAAUUUAUUGGGUAUAAUAAUGCUGGUUUUGAUAGUGAUGCUGAAAGCACUCUGGAUCCUCAUGAAAGGUUGGAAAUGGACUCAAGACUUGCUUAUAGAUUACCUUACUAG